GAAUAAAAUCCGUGAGAAUUGACGAAGCCGAGAGAGGCGUGAAUGGGUGAUCAAUCCAAGGUGAUUCAACGAGGCUUCGCUCUCAUUAUAGAGUGUCUCCGGUAUCUCCUUUUUUUCCCCCGCGAAUUCGACAGAGAUUCGAAUUCUCCGCUCUAUUUGACGCUCCCUCUCGCCGCUUGAAGGCGGCGGCGGCGGCGGCGGCGGCGGUGGAUGCCCCUCGCCUCCUCUUGGACCGCCGCGAAGAGAGCCGCGCGCCGUCGUCUCUCCGUUGCCUCUCUCGACUUAGGAGAAUGUAUGGAACGGGCCGAAAGGCAAAAAGGAAAAAGGACUACCCGGUGAUUCGCUCUAUAUAUACUGCAACUAUCCGAGGGUAUGUCCAGUGCACGGUACGCGCCUCGUCCGUCAGCUUCGGCCUGCCGUCCUUACCAUCGAGAGCACGCUUAACUCCUGUGACCAGCGAGACUACUCGCGGAUCAUCCGUUCAACAAAGCAGCACAGGAGGAGAAUCGCGUCGAGAUCUCGGGUUUCGCAAAGUAAAGGAAGGAAGGAAACAAUGAAGGGAGUCGAACGAAGCCAUCAACGGCAACGGGCCAUCAUCUUGGCGGCUAUUCUGCUUCCCGUUCUUUUGGCCUUUGGGCCCGCUGCAGGCGAGAUCGAGAGACGCAGCUCGAAGCAGAUGGUCGAGGAGUCGGCCGAGGGCUUGGCCUCCGGGUUGAGCAAGGACUGCGGCAAGUCGUACAGCGCCACCUGCCUGAAACUGGACGUGGUCUCGUUCCUCGACAGGCUGUCCGAGCAGGAGGACAUCAGCAUCCUGCCGGGUGUCUCGGUGAUCAAGGAGAACGGGACUGCGAACGUGCCCGCCUCGGAGGUGGUCGCAAAUCUGGCCAGAGAUUUCCCCAACGACGUGGAGAAGAGGCUGGACGCGUACCUCGUGCACAAGGUGGGAAGUUAUCUCAACAGCCACUCCAUCUCCAUCAAACUGUUCGAUCCGAGGACGUUCGAGGCGGCGAGAAAUUUUAACGAGGAGACCCUGGCCCAGCUUGGACUCGGCGGUGGCGGGCAGCAAAAUGGCGUUGGAACUGGGCGCAAGAAGGAGAAGGGCGGCAUGGGAGGCAUGAUGGCGGGUCUGAUGAUGAUGAAGGGCACGUUGGGGGCGAUCGGUUUCGGCGCCCUAGCUCUGCUCGCGGGUAAAGCGCUGAUGACGGGCCUGAUGGCCCUCAUGUUAUCGGCCAUCGUCGGUCUGAAAUCUCUGGCGAGCGGGGGCGAGAAGAAGACCACCUACGAGAUCGUGAGCAAACCGGUGUACUCGAGUUCUCACACUCACAGCUCGGAGGAGCACCACGGCCACGGUUACGGGCAUUCAGGAUACGGGCGAUCCCUGGACGCGAUCCACGAGGACGUGGAGCAGGCCGUCCUCAAGUACGGCAACGUGCGGGAUCGUCGAUCGUUGCUUCGGCAAAAUUAAUAAAUAAUACUCGUCGUGCCGGCUACUAACAACUCCGCCGGUGGCAGAGAUCCAGUAGCACGCCUCUACCUCACCGAGUCUCCACACACUUCAUUUCCACUUUUCCACUCGUAUUCUUACUUUCCUUCCUCGUCCUUCGUCACCAUCUCUCUCACCAGCUGUUACGUUCCUUCUAUCUCUCUUUCUCUCUUUGUCACUCAUUCAUCAUCUCUUUUCUCUCUCUCUCUUUCUUCAUUCAUCGUUUCUUCCGGUUCUCUCAUUACACUGUAAUCUCGAUCACCGUCACCGAGCUAUAAACUCGUAGAUUCGUAGGUAUUUAUUUUACAUUGGAAUCAUGCUAUCGCCACCUCCACCACCACCACACGGUCACUCAAGGCUCGAGAGAAGAAGAAGCUGGUCGUCGUCGUCGUCGUUGCACACACGGACCAUCCUCGAAUCGUGUACAUGAUUUUCUCUUUGUUAUUUAUAUUGUAUUUAUUACCCAUUGUAAAGUUUUAAUAAAAAAAAAAAAUCAUGUUUUUAAGAA
This is a messenger RNA of Apis mellifera (honey bee), 1991 nucleotides long. RefSeq lists its product as uncharacterized. Lineage: Eukaryota; Metazoa; Arthropoda; Insecta; Hymenoptera; Apidae. The coding region runs from base 554 to 1465 and encodes 303 amino acids. The transcript has 2 exons. The record is from RefSeq and is a predicted model, not a curated record.